GAGAGAGAGAGAGAGAGGUUAGAGCCGAGGCUAGUGAGUAUACUUGAGAAAAAUGGAGCCCGCCAUGGAAUUGUUUAAGUAACUUCCCUGAAUUUGAUAGAAAAUAUACUGUAAGAUAAAGUCAGAGUCUGUUUCUGCUCUACGAUCAUUCAAGAUCAAGACAAGCAAUCUCUUUUAGACGACCUAAUAAUAUUUAUAGAGACCUCAAGCAUCACCUCCUUUGUGGUUUUCCGUUCAUCUUUUUGCAAGCCCAUCCUUUUCUCUCUGGUCCUUUUUUAUUCACUUUAUGCAGUGGAAAGUCUUGGAAAGCUGGAAACAGAGUCUGUUAGAGAGAGGGAGAAAGAGAUAGCGAGGGAAAGUUGAUUUUUUCUUUUCUGGGUGCGAGAGUUUGAUGCUAGAGCCUUUUCAAUUGGGGAAGAUCAGUUUGUUAGAUUGGGUGGCGAUUUAUUUGUUGAAUCGGUUGAAUUUGAGGUCUAGAGGGAAAAAGCUGGCUUGGGUUGGCUGAGAUUUUGAUAAUUUUCUUUAUUGAAGAUGUGGGUUUUUAAGAGUUGAAUUUGUUUUUCCUUCUAGAUUUAAUGUCUUGAGAAAUCAAGUUGAAUUGGGUAGAGUGCGAUCUCGAUAAAUAGUUUUUCUAAUUGAAGGGGGGCAAAAGUGAGUUGAAUUUGGUAGUGUGAGUUGUAAAGAGAGAGCCUGGUGUGAGAAUUUGAUGAUCAAGUUCUAAAAGAAAUUCAGGAAAAACAGGGUUUUAGAGAAGAAAUCAUGUACUGUUUUGGAGAGAGAUAGAGAGAGAGGAUUUGAUAGCUUGGUAUGAGGUUUUGAGGUUUUGUCAUGGCUGUAGUGAGUUCUAUGCCUGCAAUUCAACGUGUAGAGCGGGUAAGGUAUCCUGUUAUUUCUCCAAACAUGGCUUAUGGUGGAGAGAUUGUGGAAGAGCCUGUGGCACGCAUGAUUGAAGAUAUGAUAUAUGUUGCGGUGGCAAAAGAUGUCAAAGACAGCAAAUCAACUCUGGUAUGGGCAGUCCAUAACUCAGGAGGGAAGAAAAUUUGCUUAGCUCAUGUUCACCAGCCUUCACAGAAUAUUCCCUGCAGCAUAGGGGGGUGGUUCCCAGCUAGCUCACUGAAGGACGAGGAAGUCAGAGCAUACCGAGAAAUUGAGAGGCAAAACAUGAAUAAGAUCCUGGAGGAUUACCUUCGUAUAUGCCGUCAAAUGGGGGUUCGGGCUGAAAAACUACAUAUUGUAACGGACUGUAUUGAGAAGGGAAUUGUGGAACUCAUCUCUCAGCAUGGAAUAAGGAAGCUUGUAAUGGGAGCAGCAGCAGACAAAUACCAUUCAAGGAAAAUGAUGGACCUCAAGUCGAAGAAAGCCAUAUACGUGCGCCAACAUGCACCUGUUUCCUGUCACAUACAAUUUAUUUGCAAGGGGCACCUUAUACACACCAGGGAAGGUAAUUCAGAUGGAGUUGAUACAGAUGUUCCAUUGCUGCAACCAAGUCCAAACACUGAUCCUGAACUAUCAACGCACCUCUUUAGAUCAAGAUCUGCUACACUCGGGCAGAAUAAUCGAGCAAAACUAACCAAUCCAGCUCAAGAUUUGUACCGCAGGGUAAGAUCGGCAAAUAUGGAGAAACGUGGAGGGAGCAUAAGUGAGGCUACUUCCUCAGAUGGUACUGAAGGGCUUUCAACUCCAAGUAGGUUCGAAGCAGGAGGGAGUCCUGAUGACUGGGAUAGGGUAUCAAGGAGGAGUGUUUCAGGAUAUUCAUCAUGCUCUUCUGCAUUGGGUGAUUUAGGUCUGGUUCAGUAUGAGAGAACUGAGGGAAGUGAAAAUGGGUCAACUGAGUCACAUGCACCUUCUCAUUUCAAAGAACUUAAUUAUUCAUCCCCUCCCAGUGUAUUGGAUGGAAAUAUAGAUGAUAGUCUGUAUGAUCAUCUUGAACAAGCAAUGGCAGAGGCUGAAAAUGCAAAGCGAGAGGCAUUUCAGGAGAGAAUCAGGCGUGGGAAAGCUGAAAAGGAUGCCAUUGACGCCAUACGGAGGGCUAAAGCAUCAGAGCUCUUAUAUAAUGAGGAGUUGAGACAAAGGAAAGAAAUUGAAGAAGCACUAGCAAGAGAGAGAGAAGAACUCAAAAAGAUGAAGAAGCAACGAGAUGAAGUCAUGGAAGAAUUAAGGGCUGCCCUAGAUCAGAAGUCACUACUUGAGAGCCAAAUUGUCGAGUCUGAUCAGAUGGCCGUGAGGUUGGAGCAGAAGAUAAUCUCAGCUGUGGAACUUUUACAAAAUUACAAAAAAGAACGGGAUGAGUUGCAUGUGGAGCGUGACAAUGCGCUUAGAGAAGCUGAGGAGCUGAGGAGAAAACAAGGAGAGGCCUCAAGCUCACACUUGCCUCAGUUCUUCACUGAGUUCUCAUUUACGGAGAUUGAGGAAGCAACUCGAAACUUUGAUCCAUCACUGAAGAUUGGAGAAGGGGGAUAUGGGAGCAUUUUUAAAGGCUCAUUACGUCACACCCAGGUGGCUAUAAAGUUGCUACACGCUCACAGCAUGCAAGGUCCUUCUGAGUUCCAGCAAGAGGUGGAUGUAUUGAGUAAGUUGAGGCACUCCAAUCUUGUCACACUCAUUGGUGCCUGUCCCGAAUCUUGGACUCUCAUUUAUGAGUAUCUUCCAAAUGGAAGCCUUGAAGAUCGACUCAGCUGCAAGGAAAAUACUCCUCCAUUGUCAUGGCAAACUCGAAUACGCAUUGCCACAGAGUUGUGCUCUGUCCUUAUCUUUCUCCAUGCCAGUAAACCUCAUGGCAUAGUACAUGGUGAUUUGAAACCUGCGAAUAUUCUCCUUGAUGAUAACUUUGUUAGCAAACUUAGUGACUUUGGAAUCAGUCGGCUAUUGUCUCGUGGGGAGGGUUCAAGCAACAAUACAACACUCUAUUGCAGAACUGACCCAAAGGGAACUUUUGCAUACAUAGAUCCUGAGUUCCUCUCAUCAGGAGAGCUUACACCAAAGUCAGAUGUUUAUUCAUUUGGGAUUAUACUACUACGACUGCUGACUGGGAGACCAGCUUUGGGGAUAAUGAAGGAAGUGCAAUAUGCAUUAGAUUCGGGAAAGUUGGAAACGCUAUUGGAUCCUUUGGCUGGAGACUGGCCAUUUGUUCAGGCUGAACAGUUAGCUCGCUUGGCAAUGAGGUGUUGUGAGAUGAGCCGGAAGUGCAGGGCAGACCUUGUAUCGGAUGUCUGGAGGGUACUUGAACCUAUGAGGGCUUCAUGUGGAUGCUCAUCGUCAUUCCGUCUGGGUACUGAAGAGCAUUUCCAACCUCCUUCCUAUUUUAUUUGUCCCAUUUUCCAGGAAGUCAUGCAAGAUCCGCAUGUUGCGGCAGACGGAUUUACUUAUGAAGCAGAAGCUUUGAGAGGAUGGCUGGACAGUGGUCAUGAUACUUCACCCAUGACAAAUCUUAAUCUUGAACACAAGAAUCUUGUUCCCAACCAUGCUCUUCGUUCUGCAAUUCAGGAGUGGCUGCAAAAGCAUUGAUAUCUUUGUCCAAUUGUUUGGAUAUUUUUGUUCCACAUAGCUAUGUAUAACUACAUACAUAUAUUUUCACACCCAUGUAUAAUGUACCAAAUUAGAUUUCUUCUGUUUCUGAUAUGUUGGUUUCUUCCUUGGACCUUAGAGUGUGUGGCCAUUCAGACAAACUACGUGUUUACAUGCCAUAUUAAUGUACAGAAGACUUCCCUUAUUCGCUCCAA
Messenger RNA from Prunus mume (Japanese apricot), 3719 nucleotides. Its product is annotated as U-box domain-containing protein 33. Lineage: Eukaryota; Viridiplantae; Streptophyta; Magnoliopsida; Rosales; Rosaceae. Gene Ontology annotation, molecular function: ubiquitin-protein transferase activity; protein kinase activity; ATP binding. Gene Ontology annotation, biological process: protein phosphorylation; protein ubiquitination. The record is from RefSeq and is a predicted model, not a curated record.